AUGUUUGUCUUUAAUUUUUUUAAUUCAAAAAUUAUUUUUCAGAUCGAUAAAGAAUCCAAAAAACAUGGAGGGGAAUUGGUUGCUUCUGUCCUUAAAAUUUAUGAUACGAGACAUGAAGUGAAUGCUGUAUUUGCUGCUGAUGCAGGUUUAAUUUUUUUAAAGGUUCUGUCAGGGGUAUUUAAGUUUUCUCUUAAUAAAUUCGGUAAUGUUGAAUCUGACAGAUCCCAUUUUUCCUCCCCAAGUUUCUUCCUAUAUUUUUACAGAAUGAUCAGACUUUUUCCCUUCCAUCCCAAUUUACCUUUCUUCCAUCAAGGGUUGUAUUGGAUAGUAAAUAUAAUUUUGUUUUGGAUAGGAAAUAUAGGAAAGAAUUUGAGGAGAAAAAAGGGGGUCUGCCAGGUUCAAAUUACCAUGAAUUCUUUUGAGGAAUAUUUUCUAAAAAGUUUUAAAUUUAAAAAGUUUUACGGUGUUACAAACACAAUUACUUCCUUAAAAAAUGCCCAAUUGGCUGAAUCGCCUGUUAUUCUGUUGGCUGGUGCUGCUCCUUCAUUAAUGAAAGGCAAAGGAGCACUACAGGACAUUGAUCAAAUCCCAAUAAUUCAAUCAAUGUGUAAAUUUACUGCAAGAAUUAUAAAUGUUGGAGAUAUAGUUCCAAUACUUCGUGAGGCAAUUUCUGUUUCUCAAUCGGGCACUCCUGGGCCUGUAUUUAUUGAGUUCCCAUUGGACGUUCUUCAAUCCUAUCAGGAAGUUCUUAGAGAUGCCAGCCUUAUAAAAAACCCUGAUACACCAGAAAAGGUUAAAUUAAGAAAAUAG
Messenger RNA from Meloidogyne enterolobii, 810 nucleotides. NCBI's taxonomy places the organism in Eukaryota, Metazoa, Nematoda, Chromadorea, Rhabditida, Meloidogynidae. The record is from the annotation of a GenBank genome assembly.